Molecule: messenger RNA, 1437 nt
Organism: Larimichthys crocea (large yellow croaker)
Lineage: Eukaryota; Metazoa; Chordata; Actinopteri; Sciaenidae
Product: chromatin complexes subunit BAP18-like
Exons: 5
Coding region: 339-854 (171 amino acids)
Cellular component (GO): MLL1 complex; NURF complex
Source: RefSeq, a predicted model, not a curated record
UACACGGGCAUAAUAACUUGAAUCGUUGAGAUUCCGAGGUGACCCUGAACGUCGCAGCAGCCUUGUCGUUGCUUUAUUCAGACUUGUACGCUCGGUUCUCGGCGGGAAUGUAGUUCGUGUGCACCAUGCAGCGUCUGUUCAAAUGUUGGACCUUUCCAGACACCGACCCUGAACGCGGCGGAGGAGCAGAGUUCAGGCUUCUCUGCUAGCUACAUCGGAAGGAGCACCAUAUGCUACCUAGCUACACUGUUAGCAUUUUAGCAGUUACUCCGUGUACUUGAAGGCAUCACUGAGUCCUCAUAGACUGCGUAGGUUACAGUGCUACAGAGAGCAGUAACAUGACGUCAGCUUCCACUAAAGUUGGUGAGAUCUUCUCUGCAGCUGGAGCUGCCUUUACCAAACUAGGAGAGCUCACCAUGCAGCUUCACCCAGUGGCAGACUCCAGUCCUGCAGGCGUUCAGACGAAGAGCACAGUGAAGAGGAAGCUGUAUGAAGAUGGAGCUCCGCCCGCCUCCUCAGACAGCUCUAAGAAGGUGAUCAAGAAAGCCGCCACUGCUGUCGCCAUGGCAACGCAGGGCACUUCCACUGUCAUCUCUGUGCCCGUGGCUCAGGUCGUCGUGGCCUCAGGACUACAGAGCUCCCCCUCCGGCCAGCCCUCCCUGAAGAAACAGAAGACUGCAGAUGUGACCCUCAGUGCUCUGAAUGACUCAGAUGUCAACAGUGAUCUUGUGGACAUCGAGGGACUGGGUGAAGGAUCCAAUUCCAAAAAACUCAACAACUUUGAUCAAGAUAACCUGAACCUGGACUCAAGUCUCAUCAUGAAUCCCGGUGACCUUCCGCUGCUCUCCCGUUGACCUUUCACUUCCUGUGGACAAACUAUGAAAAGAUGAGCCACGUUGUGAUAGACUUUGAGCCCGAUGAUGCUGACCACACUUUAGAGGAACUGUAGAAGUUUUGAACAUUGUGUUGUGUCACACAGAACCACAUCUCAAUUCUGUGAGACUUGUUGGCACUGUCAAAAACGUUAAGGACUCAUUUGAAGUUUUCUUUUACUAUAUUACUUUUUAUGUCAAGAUGUUUCUAUGGUAGACUGUUUCUUUUCCUCUUCUGACUUUUUCUUCUGGAAAUGUCCAGAAAAUCCUAAAAAUGUAGACUUCAUGCAGGACGAUUCAUCUUUCUUGUUUUCAUAAAGAGAAAUCAGGAAAAGGAACAGAAAGUCUCAGCUGCAUUCAAGCGCUCCUACUUUACUGUUUUUGCUUUUGUGAUGCAGCUGUAUUGUAAAAAGGUCAUCAUUCAGUCAACAACAUAAACACUGAUAUUUUAUUGUAUUAAAUGUUCAAUGCAAAUGUAACUAAUUAUUGUAUUAGCAGAUGUAAAUGUUAAUGUGUAUUUUUAACAUGAAUCUGAAUGUUGGUAGUAAAGUGUUAGAGGCUACAC